AUGGACGAACUACCCGGCCAUCUCAAUCAGCGAGCAUCAGACACUAUCGCCCAUGUUGCCGCACCGGGCGGACAGGAAGCGCCAGUAUCUCCCCGGAAGAGAGAACAUGCGAGCGGCAUGGAUCAUGAGAGUCAUAGCUUAGGGAUUGAGAAGCUUCAGCAAAGCAGACCGAUGGAAUCGCGUCCUGCGGAUAGCGGGGACCGUGCCAACGGCACAUUAAGCCGAAAUAUGCAACGUGGAGGAUCAGCAACAUCGGAUACUAUGAGUACUCAGGAGCGGAGCAAUAGGGAGGAAGCUGUACACCGGUUUGGUGCGCUUGUCAGCGACCACGAACUAAAUAGGUUCCCCAGCCAACCCACAGUGAACGGCGACCAGAAAAGCGGUCAGCCUGCACUUCCAUCAGACCAGGCCCUAGGAAUGGUCUUCGAACACUCGUUGGAGGGUGCGGACAGUGCAGAUCAUCGUACGACACCAAGGACCUCCUUAGUGGAUGUUUUUGAAGGUUCCGACGUGGCUUCCGUCUUCCAUCGCUGGUCGCGAAACACAUCACCUGUCAGGAACCAAGAUAAGGAGCAGGAGCGGGUAGUGAAGCUAUCUCCGGCCAGGAUGCAGGAACUCGCAUCAUCCCCUCAGUCUAUUCCUUAUCGUGCAGCACCCCCGGAAUCAGACCAUGGUCGACGUGCAGUGUCAGAUGGCAUGCAUGCAGCGAUCUCCCCAUCGCAGCCUGACCAAUCUGCAACUCUUCUACCGAGCGAGCAGAAAGUAACCGGCGAUAGCGUUCCCAAACUUCGUCCCAACAAAGAUCUUGCUAUCGACGUCUCUGCUGCAACGGCAGCCAAGCAACCUGUUCGGAGUCGGCCGCAAGGCUCUCGGGCUGUUUCUACUCCCAAUUCGCGACGGCAAACCAUGCCGACGACUAGCGAACGACUGACGCAGACCUGGACGUCUCGGGGGAAACAAGAGCGCGCUUCUCUCAGCCGAGAGUCAGAUGGAAAGCACCUUACCCCGUCGCCACACAUCACUGGCACUGAGCCUGCUCUACCGUCCCCUAUGCCCCCAACCAUUCCUCUCCCUCCGUUGUCUGUUCCGACAUACCUACAAUUAGAACUGGCCUCAGGUCGGCCGUCUCCACUAUACAUUCAUCGCUCUGCAAUGAGCGAUUUCCCAUAUGAAUCUUCUCGAGUCAAGCUUGAACGCCUAAUGAACUUUUUGAUGUUGCCUCCCGCAUUGGAACGGGUUCUCUGGUUCGGUAUAUUAGCGUGUCUCGAUUCCUGGUUGCAUACGUUUACCAUUCUUCCUCUUCGUUUUGUCAAAGCAUUGUACAUUCUCUUGGAGUCUUGGGCUGUCAAUCUCGGCGUUGAGUUUCGUUAUGUGACAGGAUUCAUUUUCAAAGAUGACAAGGCUGACAUCCUUAAAGGACUGCUCAUUAUAGCUACCUGCUGUGUGUUAAUGCGCUUCGAUGCAAGUCGGAUGUAUCACUGGAUCCGAGGACAGGCUGCGAUCAAACUUUAUGUUAUCUACAAUGUGCUAGAGGUCAGCGAUCGGCUAUUCGCUGCCAUUGGACAAGACGUGCUUGAGUGUCUGUUUUCGCGCGAAGCUCUCGAGCGUCGCCCGGACGGACGCAGCAAGGUCUUCCGACCAUUCGGACUGUUUUUGCUGGCAUUGGCAUACACAGUCAUCCACGCAACGGCCCUCUUUUAUCAGGUGAUGACCUUGAACGUCGCGGUGAAUUCGUAUUCGAACGCGCUUAUUACUCUGCUGCUCUCGAACCAGUUUGUCGAGAUCAAGUCCACAGUCUUCAAGAAAUUCGAGAAGGAAAACUUGUUCCAACUUCUCUGCGCAGAUGUGGUUGAACGCUUCCAGCUCUGGUUGAUGCUUACCAUCAUCGCGUCGCGUAACCUUGUCGAGACCGGAGCGUUCAACGCCCUUGUGAACACGUAUUUGCCGACACUCGCACAGGUCUUAGGGCCGUUCCUGGUUGUUUUAGGGUCGGAAAUGCUAGUGGAUUGGCUAAAACAUGCCUAUAUUGGCAAAUUCAACAACACACGACCAGCCAUCUACGGGCGGUUCCUGGAUAUCCUGGCGAAAGACUACUACACCAACGCCUUUGCAGACCAGAACCUGACCCGCCGUUUAGGUUUGCCGGUGAUUCCACUAUCUUGCCUCUUCUUCCGAGUCUCCGUCCAAACAUACCAGAUGUUCAUCACAGCCUUGCUUCCUCAACAGCCCUCCUCCACAGCGGUAGAGGCCACCACCCUAUCCGCCAUUCACAGCCAGUAUGUGCCGGCUCCAAUGCCCUCACCACCUCCAUUGACGCUACGAAACUUCAUCCCGACGUCAACCGCAUACGCGGGUGCCUUCUUCCGCCAGCUUCUAGCCAACACCAUGCCGUCACCAGCCCAAUCAGUAUACAUCUUCACCAUAG
This is a messenger RNA of Aspergillus niger, 2425 nucleotides long. RefSeq lists its product as uncharacterized. The transcript has 3 exons. Gene Ontology annotation, biological process: maintenance of protein localization in endoplasmic reticulum. Lineage: Eukaryota; Fungi; Ascomycota; Eurotiomycetes; Eurotiales; Aspergillaceae. Gene Ontology annotation, cellular component: endoplasmic reticulum membrane. The annotation marks the transcript as partial. The record is from RefSeq and is a predicted model, not a curated record.